Messenger RNA from Condylostylus longicornis, 4540 nucleotides. RefSeq names its product E3 ubiquitin-protein ligase goliath (gene gol). The record is from RefSeq and is a predicted model, not a curated record. The coding region runs from base 2563 to 4407 and encodes 614 amino acids. NCBI's taxonomy places the organism in Eukaryota, Metazoa, Arthropoda, Insecta, Diptera, Dolichopodidae. The transcript has 12 exons.
UUUCGUUUUUAAUUGGCACUUCGCGGAUCGAAACAAAAACAGUUUCUUUAUUUUAUUUAGCUAAAUUAAUUUUGUUUUUUUCCUUUUCUUUGUUUAGUUUAGUUUUUGACUAAUUGAAUUAAGUUUUGACCGAAAAUAUUUUUUUUUUUUUUUUGAGUUUUUUGCUCCCAAACAAAUAUUAAUUUACGAGUUCAAAAUAACUAUAAAUAAAAUUAAAGAAAAAAAUAUAAAACUAUUUUUUAAGUAAUGAAGUUUUUCAGUUUUCUCUUUAUUUUAAUUUAAAAAUUUUAUGAUCGCAAAUAAAUAAUACUUAAAUAUUUUAGUUAAUAAUUCAAAUUUAAUGGAAAAAUAAUAAAAUAAAUUAAUAAUUAAUAAAUUAGAACUCAAAAUCCUUUUAAAAUUAAAAAAAUUCUCUUUGAUUGAAAAGAAUUAUUUAAAAACCAUUUUAAUGAAUAAAAUGAUCUCCAAAUAACCUAAAAUAAUUAGGGAAAUUACUGGGUGUUUUUACUGUAAAAUUCACAUCCAGAUAUCAGCUAAUUUUUGAUUUUACAGUUCAGAAAACUUAUUAAAGAAAAUAAUAAGGAUAAUUUUUCUGUUUUUUAUUUAUUUCAAUCUCAAUACUUAUUGUUUUUAUUUUAUAAAAAUAAAAAAAAAAAUUUAUACUUAAUUGAAACAUUGAAAAGGGAAAUUAAAAACAAAAUGCUUAUUAAAUAUUAAAAUAAUGCAAACUUUCAAUUAAAAUUAAAAUUAAAAUAAGAGUGAAAGGUACUUUAAUUAAAUAAAAUUCAUGGUUGUUUCUUUAAAAUGUAUGACGCAGAAAAAGAAAAUCAUUUAUAAUUUAUUGGGAAAAAAAAGUAUAUUGUGCGUAAAUUAUUUUAAGAAAAACAAAAACAAUAAAGAGACAAGAACAAGUAUAACAAAAAAUUUAAGGUUGAAAAGGACGAAAAAAGCAUAUGAAAACAUAAAAAUUCGACAGCAGAGCUGAAAGAAUAGAAGAAAAUGUCAAUUUAAUGUAAGUGUCUUCAAUUGAAAUUUUUAACUAAAAUUGCGUCACAUUACUUAUGUAGAUAAUUUUUCUGAACACUUUACUGAAGCUAAUACUUAUGUGAUGACUGAAUGAUCUAAAUUGCUAGAAAAGGCCGCCUGGAAAAAAUAUCUUAUAUCGUUUAUAAUAUCUAUUUAAUCAUAAUUGUUCAGUAUAAUAAUAACACAAUGGUGUCAUCACAGUAACAAUUAGAACGGCAAACACGAUAGUAAUGAACUGAUAGCAGCAGUGAAAAUUUCAAAUCGUUUAUUUAGAAUAAAAAUAAAAUUGUUAAAUUUGAAAAUAAAUUUUACGAUCAAAAUCAUAAAAUGAAUUUUCAAAUCAAAUUAAAUUCAUUGAAAUUGAGUAUUAUAAAAUGUGACACUUUAUUGCAUGAAUAACAAAAAAAAAAUUUAAUUAAAUAAAAUGUUUUAUAAAUAAUUUAAAAAUAAGGAAAAAAGAAAGAACGCAUAAUAAUUUACGAUCAAAAAAAUUAAAGUGAUUUUAAAAGAGAGAGAGCAAGAGAAUUUGUUAUAAAGAAAUAAUUAAAAGUGAAAUUAAAAUUAAGAAACAUCGGCGACAAUAGAAACGACCGACAAACAACAAAAUAAUAAAUGCUGCAGCAACAAUAAAAAAACAGCAAUUACUGUACAGUCAACCACACUAAUGUUUUUAUUGUAGUGAAGUUAAUAAUUAUUAUAAUAUGAAUAAUACUGCAAGUCUACAAAAUAUUUCAGUAGCAAUAGAUUUAAAAAGUAACAAUUAAAUUGAAAAUUUAUUGAAAAUAUUAAUUAUAUACAGUAAUUAUUAAAGCUGAUAAAAGUGAGAUAACAAUCGAUUGUAGGUGAUUCCAAGUACACAAUUGUAAAACACAAAUAUAAAAAAUAAAAGAAAAACAACUAGAAAAUCACAAUACAAGGAAAAGAAAGAAAAAAAAAUUUUAAAUUUAAAAAUAUUUUACUUUCUGCACACAUUGGUUUUGAUUAUCGCGGGUGUUUGUUCGCAUCGCAGUACAAUCCUUGAUAGUUUUGCACUUUUAAUCAGUUCGCCUUUUCAGUAUUUUAAGAAAAAUAAUUAUUUAUUUAUAUUAUUGAAAAAUAAGAUAUUUUUUUUUUAAAUAUAAGAGAAAAAAUUUAAAUAUUUUUAAUUUUCAAACUAGUUCAAUGUCAACUUUUAAUUGUAAUAAAAUAAAAAAAAAAUUUUUUUAAAUUUCAAAAAUAUGAAAUAAAAUUUUAAAUUUUAAUAGAAAAUAGUGAAUUAUUAAAAAAGAAAUAAAUGAAAUCAGAAUAUGUGUAGCAUAAAACAACGAAAAAAUUAGUGAGAAAUAAGUGAAAGCAACAUAAAAAGAAAUAUAAAAAGCCGGUAAACUAACUUAGAGUUUCUUCCAAAUUUUUUAUAUUAAGUUUUUGUAUUUUUUAUUUUUAUUUUCGAGCAAAGUAAAACUCAUAAAAUAUAAAAAUUAUAUUGAAAGAAUCAAUUUUAAAUUAUUGUAUCGCAAUAAUUCGAUAUUAAAAAGGAAAAAUAAAAAUCCUGUAAAAAUGACUCAAACAUCAUUUCGAUUUAAAAUAUUAUUUACUUUUAUAUUUUUAUCAUGGUUCUAUUUAUUGGUAUCAUCAGCAGCUGGUGCUGAAUCUGUACCAUUUCCAAAAGAACCAAUAGCAACAUCAACACAUCGUAUUGAUGAUAAAUUAAGUGGUGUCGUUGGUAAUGGAGGUGUCGGUAAUGGUGAUCGUUAUGGUGAUCGUGAUAGUUAUGUAUUAGCAUUUAUUAAUUUUACAUAUAGUGCAUCAGAUGGUGAAGAAAUUCGUAGAUCUGAAGAGAAAGCACGAUAUGGUGAAGGUAGAAUAUUAAAUGUACAAGGACAUUUAGUACAUGUAACACGUGAACAUAAUGUAUCUGAUCAUACAGCAUGUACAGAAAAUAUACGUGGUACAAAUAAUAAACCAUUACCACCGAGAGGUGAACCAUGGAUUGCAUUAGUUAGACGCGGUUCAUGUACAUUUGAAAAAAAAAUUCGUCACGUUUGGUUACAAGGUGCCGCUGGUGUUAUAGUUUAUAAUGAUGAGGCUUCAGUUAGUUUAGAAAAAAUGAAAAUUAUUGAAAAAGAAAGGAAUAUUACAGCUGUAUUCACAUUUAGAUGGAUUGGUGAAGAAAUGGCCCGAGUUGCUGAUAGUAAUCAAAAAGUUUGGGUAUCAAUAUCAGAGGGUACAAGAGGAUUUAGACCAACUAAUAUAAAUAAGACAUCAGUUUUAUUUGUUUCGAUAUCAUUCAUUAUUUUAAUGGUAAUAUCUUUAGUCUGGUUAAUAUUCUAUUAUAUACAAAGAUUUAGAUAUUUACAAUCAAAGGACCAAAACGAACGAAAUUUGUGUUCUGCUGCGAAGCGCAUUAUUAUGAAAAUUCCAACGAAAAGUGGUAAAACUGAAGAUAAAGAAGCUGAAACUGAUUGUUGUGCUAUAUGUAUUGAAAAUUAUAAAUCAACUGAUUGUAUUAGAGUUCUUCCAUGUCGUCAUGAAUUUCAUAAAAACUGUAUUGAUCCAUGGUUAUUAGAGCAUCGUACAUGUCCUAUGUGCAAAUUGGAUAUUCUUAAACAUUAUGGUUUUGUGUACGAUUUAUUCAUCGAUAACGUAAAAUUUUUUGUGGAUAGAAUAUGCAAUAGUACACAAACUGAGCCGAAUACAUUAUUACAAUUAUUACAAAUAAUUAUAAUAGGCAGUGAAGAAAGUUUCUUAGAUUUAGAUUUAGAUGCUGAAUUAGGACAAGGUCGAUUAUCAAGGCGACGAAAUAGUGAUAUAAGUGUGUCAACAAAUAUGUCAGCCAGAAUACAAACACCAAUUUUAUUGAAUAGAGCUUCAUUAACAAUUGGUGGCUCAGAUGAUACACAAUUAUUACAAGUUCCUGGUCCUCGUAGAGUACGAAGUUCUUCAUUACAAUUAUUGAGUCCAUUUUGUAAACGACAUGAAAUUAAUAAAGCUAGUCAUACUUUUACUUCUUUAUCACCUGAUGAUAUAAGAAAUUUCGAUAUGGAUCUGAAUAAUAUACGUACGAAACCGACUCAUCAUAGAAAAUUAAGAUCUCGUUCAGCUGAUACAUGUAGAGAUUCAUAUAAUCGUAGAUUAUCAGCAAAUCUAGAUUAUUGUAAAUUUAAAAAUGAAGCAUCAACAUCUGGAACAAGUAAAUCGAAACAAUAUUGUGAAAAUAUUCAAAUGCAAACUAGUAGAAAUUGUUCAUCAUGUGAAUUAAGAAGAAAAUCAUUAAUUGAUCAAACAGAAAAUAAAGAAAUUGUAACACCAUGUAAUAUUACUAUAAGAAUAAUUGAUGAUGAUGAAAGUGCUAGUGAAAGUGAUAAAAGAAAUUCUACAGAUGAUAGUACAUCACAUUUAUGAACAUAUAAACAGAAAUACAAUAUUUUCAUUAUUCUAAAUUAUGUAUUAUUUAACUUAAUAUUAUUAAUCUUAUGUAAUAUAAUAAUAAAGAAAAAAAUAAUUAAGUUUGUUAUACUAAGAAUAUUAUUUUGCA